UGCGCAGCGAGUGAGGGCAGCUGGGAGGACUGAAGAGGCAAGUAAACCUGCCGGAGCGGGCAGGUAGCUGCGGGUGCGGCCCGGAGAGGAGCUGCCAGGAGUCGGCGCCCUGCAGGUCUGGGGACGUCGGCGUUCGCUCACGCCUAGGCGACUCUGGACAUGACACAAGUGGCACAUCCCGGCCAUGGGGUCCCAGCAUUCCACCUCUGCUCGCCCCUCUUACUGCAAGCGAAAGAAAGAGAACAGGGAGGAUCUGCUGGCCGACAGGGAGCAGGAAGAAGCCAUUGCUCAGUUCCCAUAUGUGGAGUUCACCGGUCGAGAUAGCAUCACCUGUCUCACGUGCCAGGGGACCGGCUACAUUCCCACAGAACAAGUAAACGAGUUGGUGGCUUUGAUCCCACACAGUGAUCAGAGACUGCGCCCUCAGAGAACCAAGCAGUACGUCCUCCUAUCUGUCCUGCUCUGUCUCCUGGCAUCUGGUUUGGUGGUUUUCUUCCUGUUUCCACAUUCAGUCCUUGUGGAUGAUGACGGCAUCAAAGUGGUGAAAGUCACAUUUAAUAAGCAGGACUCCCUUGUCAUCCUUGCCAUCACGGCCACCCUGAAAAUCAGGAACUCCAACUUCUACUCAGUGGCAGUGACCAGCCUGUCCAGCCAGGUUCAGUACAUGAACACAGUGGUUGGCACAUAUGUGACCACUAACGUCUCCUUCAUUCCACCUCGGAGCGAGCAACUGGUGAAUUUUACUGCGAAAGCUGAGAUGGGAGGACCAUUUUCUUAUGUAUACUUCUUCUGCACAUUGCCCGAUAUCCUGGUGCACAAUAUAGUGAUCUUCCUGCGAACUUCAGUGAAGAUUUCAUACAUUGGCCACAUGACCCAGAGCUCCUUGGAGACCCAUCACUAUGUGGAUUGUGGAGCAAAUUCCACGGCUGUUUAGAAACUGCUCUUGGUUCUUCCAUGGCAGCACCUGCCAGAAGAGACAACAUCUGUUCCCAGGGCCUGAGUUUCAUACCUACCCCAGGUGGUAGAAGUAGAGGAGACGUUGUUUCUCUCAAUCCCCAGCAGACAUCCUCCUGCCACUUGCAGGGAGAACUCUCUGUGGCGCCACCUGUGUUUCUCAGAACCAGCAGAAUCACUGCCCAGUGCCUAGCCUGUGCCCAGCAAGUAGUAGGCACUCAGAGCAAGUUUGAAGAAUUGAAUUCCAGUCUUUUCAGCUGUUCUGGGGCAUUACGCACUGAAACCCUACGGUGGUUCUAGGUUAGCAGACCGUGGAGCGACGUGAAGGUUGGACUGUCCGGG
Lontra canadensis (Northern American river otter) is the source of this 1296-nucleotide messenger RNA. It is a transcript of the gene TMEM106C, whose product is annotated as transmembrane protein 106C. The transcript is spliced from 8 exons. Bases 185 to 934 code for a protein of 249 amino acids. The record is from RefSeq and is a predicted model, not a curated record. Lineage: Eukaryota; Metazoa; Chordata; Mammalia; Carnivora; Mustelidae.